This is a messenger RNA of Colletotrichum lupini, 1470 nucleotides long. RefSeq lists its product as uncharacterized. NCBI's taxonomy places the organism in Eukaryota, Fungi, Ascomycota, Sordariomycetes, Glomerellales, Glomerellaceae. Bases 1 to 1470 code for a protein of 489 amino acids. The transcript has 13 exons. The record is from RefSeq and is a predicted model, not a curated record.
AUGGGACGACGUUGUUUCCUUCCUUUCCUUUUGGCGUCCGUAUCCGUCCAAGUCGUUUCCUUCCAUGCCGCCCGUUCAUCUCAGGUCGACUCCAAAAGACGGGCAGGUCUGAAUCAUCCGCGUGCUGAGGCAGGCACGGCAGACACCUUAUCCAAGACCACUUCUCCGAGAAACAUGGCACUGGUAUGGAACCGAAGCGAGGAAUGCAAGUACCGUUACAUGUCAGAUACCUCAAUGUUCCAUUCCAGACUUCAACCACGUAAGGGAUACCUCAACGUUCCGCCUUGUCCUGGCAAUAUCCCCACGCAAGCCGCCGCACCUACCUACCGGUACUUCGUACCCAUCGCGGAAGCAGAGGGAAGGGCAGAAGAGAGGAGAGGAACCGACCGUCACACCAUUCUCUCCUUUCACGCAACUAUAGCUCGUCAAGGGUGCAAAUGCUCCGUCCGUCUUUGGAUCAAGACCUCUCGUCGUCUCUUUUCCGGCCACUACCUACACAGUACUCCACUAAUUGGCGCGCGAUUCUUCCGUUUCUCGACCCCGACUCGGCUUUUCCUGAUUAUUGAGCACCCAAGCAACCGUUUUCUGCUCGUUGUCGUCUGCCAUUGUAUUCCUUGGCAUGAGGCCGACAGACUCAGCUCCACAACCCAGGGGCCAAGGAUAUGGCUAAUCUCGAUUCUCAAGAGGCCAGAAGCAGCCGCAAGCCGCAAGAGAGGGCAGCAUAUUUCGCCCCGAUGUCUGUGUGUGGCUUGUCCCAUUCCCGUCGACAGCGUUUUCCAUAUGGUCCGUCGUUUCUUCCCAUGCGGCAACGGAGACAAACUGAGCCAGUGGCUUCUUCUAGCUCCUCCUCAAUACUCUAGCCGUGGCGGUUGUCAAUACGCAACCUCGUCAACGUCAACAAUCAUCCCCCAUUUGCCUGGAACUCAGUUUUACGGCAUUUGCCUUACGGUGCUGUACUCGAGUCCUGACGUCGCACCUUUGCGGCUUUACCAUUCUCUUAGGCCUAUCACAACCACUCUCGUUGCCGGGCGCUUUCUUCUGACGGGCAAGUUGCAUUUGCAUUCUCAUUGUCUUGAUCAACACAUCGCUCAUCAACCAGACUUUCACCUGGCCGACGUUGCGCGUGUCUACUCUUUUCCUCCAUCGCCUCUCAACGUCUACCUAAUGACCACGCGGUUGCGGGGCCGAGUCGAGACCCCGGCUCUACUGAGAUUCAAUCAUACCCACCACACCCCCAGGAGAAGACGAGACACACACCCCAGACCCUUGCCGGUAGUGUACUUACAUGGGCAUGGGAAGCAUCCGCCGUCGCUUUGCCUGCAGAGCUUCUACAUAUGUACACUGCGGCCCACCGCCGCCCACACAACCUUCAUCCUUCCCUUUGUCCUUCAAGCAUUGCCUUUGGCCCGAUCCGACUUUCCAGUCCUGUCAGGCUCGUUCGCCAUCACCCUCAACUGGUCGACCGAAUAG